Messenger RNA from Salvelinus namaycush (lake trout), 1722 nucleotides. RefSeq names its product melanopsin-A-like. The coding region runs from base 1 to 1722 and encodes 573 amino acids. The record is from RefSeq and is a predicted model, not a curated record. Gene Ontology annotation, cellular component: membrane. The transcript has 11 exons. Gene Ontology annotation, biological process: visual perception; G protein-coupled receptor signaling pathway. Lineage: Eukaryota; Metazoa; Chordata; Actinopteri; Salmoniformes; Salmonidae. Gene Ontology annotation, molecular function: G protein-coupled receptor activity.
AUGAGCUCGCGCUCGCCAGUCAAGGCCGUCAGCAUCCCCACGCAAGACCCGUCUCUCGCGCCUUGGAACAUCAGCUCUGUAAGCGCGCAUCGCCUGAUGGAGCUGCCGCCCGCGUCCACCUCAGCUGCCAUGUCGGUGCGAUGGCCCUUCCCAACGGUGGAUGUCCCAGACCACCACCACUACACCCUCGGGUCCGUCAUCCUCGCCGUCGGCAUCACGGGCAUGGUGGGAAACUUCCUCGUCAUGUACGCCUUCUGCAGGAGUCGGAGUUUACGUACUCCAGCCAACAUGUUCAUUAUUAACCUGGCGUUGACAGACUUCCUCAUGUGUGUGACUCAGACCCCCAUCUUCUUCAUCAACAGCAUGCACAACAGGUGGAUCUUUGGAGAGAAAGCAUGUGAGCUGUAUGCGUUCUGUGGAGCGUUGUUUGGGAUGACCAGUAUGAUCACUCUGCUGGUGAUCGCCGUGGACCGCUACUUCGUCAUCACACGGCCGCUGGCGUCCAUGGGUGUGAUGUCCCGACGCCGGGCCCUCUACGUCAUGGCUGCUGCCUGGUUCUACUCUAUGUUCUGGUCCCUACCUCCCUUCUUUGGCUGGAGUGCGUACGUCCCAGAGGGGUUGAUGACGUCGUGUUCGUGGGACUACAUGACGUUCACGCCAUCCGUCCGCUCUUACACCAUGCUGCUCUUCAUCUUCGUCUUCUUCAUCCCCCUCUUCAUCAUCAUAUACUGCUACAUCUGCAUCUUCAUCGCUGUACGCAGCGCCACGAGAGCCGUGUGUAAGAUAAACGAGGGCACCAGGGACUCAGUGAAGAGCAUGCAUAAGAUGAGGACUGAGUGGAAGACGGCCAAGAUCGCUCUCAUCGUCAUCCUGCUCUACGUCAUCUCCUGGGCUCCGUACUCGUGUGUCGCGCUCACCGCCUUCGCAGGGUAUGCUGACAUGCUAACUCCGUAUAUGAACUCUGUUCCUGCUGCCAUCGCUAAAGCCUCUGCCAUCCACAACCCUAUAAUAUACGCUAUAACACACCCCAAAUACAGGCUAGCUAUCAGUAGGUACAUUCCAUUUAUGGGUGUGUUGCUGUGUGUUCCUACCAGAGAUCGUUAUAGCAGCAGCAGCUUCAUGUCCUCCACCCGUCGAUCAACCCUCACCAGUACAACAUCUGACCCCGGUAAGACUGGCAGGCCCCGCCAGUCCUCCCUGUCCGACAGCGAAUCAGCAUUUACGGACACGGAGGCGCAACAUUCCUCUCGUCCGGCCAGUCGUCAGGUGUCCAGUGAUGUCACCCAGCUCCACCCCACCUUCUCCCAGAGGUCAAAAGGUCAUAGCUCCCUGAAGGUGAAAGGUCGCGACUCAGGAGCGUUUGAGAAAGCAGCUUCUCAGUCCCCCUCUGACCCUGCUGUCUGCCGCCUGCAACACGUCACUACGCUGACAGAGCCAGAGGACAUCUCCAUGUCUGAGAAUGUUGGUUUGACCAAUAUCCUUCCUGCUACUCUGGAUGACGUCAGAGAGGAGAGGUCGUCUCAAGGUGUUAGUGGGCGUGGCUCUUCCACAUGCCUAACCGACCUGAUCCCUGCCAUCGUACUCACGUCUACCUCUAGCCCCUCCUCCAUCUCCCUGCUACAAAGACAAGGUUCCCGAGGCAACCCAGCCAAUAACGUCAGUAAAGGGGCGGGGCUUGCUGUAAGAGAACCCGUGGAUGUUGUGCAGUUGGACAAUGUGUGA